AUGCCGCACUCCUACGCAUCUGAGUACCCGGCUGGCAUCGACUUCGACCCUGCGUACAAGCAGUUCUUCGAGGACUUUUACGCCAUCUCCGACACGCCCGGCGAGCACGAGAAGUACGCCGAUAACUUCACCGACGAUGCGACCUUGAUCAUGGCGUCGAAGACGGUCAACGGCAGGGCUGAGAUCAUCGGCCUCCGCAACGCCAUGUGGGAGAAGGUCUCGUCGCGGCAGCACGCGCCGCUCAAGAUCUUCCCCGCCGGCGCCAAGGGCGCGGACGAGGUCAUGCUGUACGGCACCGUUGCGUACACGUUCAAGGACGGCCGCCAGGGCAGCGUCGACUGGGCGGCGCGCGCCAACCUGGUCAAGGAGGAUGGCAAGGUGAAGAUGCGGUAUUAUCAGGUGUAUUUGGAUACUGCGGCGCAGCAGGCUGCGAAGUAG
Messenger RNA from Lasiodiplodia theobromae, 438 nucleotides. RefSeq names its product Fungal specific transcription protein. The transcript is spliced from 3 exons. The record is from RefSeq and is a predicted model, not a curated record. Bases 1 to 438 code for a protein of 145 amino acids. Lineage: Eukaryota; Fungi; Ascomycota; Dothideomycetes; Botryosphaeriales; Botryosphaeriaceae.